Molecule: messenger RNA, 5837 nt
Organism: Chilo suppressalis (striped riceborer)
Lineage: Eukaryota; Metazoa; Arthropoda; Insecta; Lepidoptera; Crambidae
Source: the annotation of a GenBank genome assembly
UCACUGGCUAAUUCACUAUGUCUGUGGCAAUAAAAUAGACAAAAUCUGUGAUCAAAAAUUCAAACAAAACAUUUUUAUUUCAGAUUCAGGCGUGUACAACAAGCAAAGCACCACUUUGGUCGGUCGGUUUUUAGUCCAGAUUCACUGUUCAGACAGCAGUCCUCGCUUCGUCACACUGUUUAGUGCAAGUGCCAGACGAAUGCUGCAGAAUGCCCUAUUCUGCGGAGAAUCGAGACGGGCGGGGCAAAAGCGCGAGCGGGACAUUUUUGGGAAGGACGCCUGAAAGUUGGGCCAAAAUAUUAAUAUUCUACACAAUCUUCUAUGCAACAUUGGUGUCACUAUUUGCUAUAUGUAUGGUGACAUUCCUGCAGCAGUUUAUAAAUCCCCGUGUACCAAGACUCCAGCAGGAGUAUAGUGUGAUUGGUACGAGUCCUGGUCUCGGAUUCCGACCACUGCCAGAAGAUGUUCGUAGCACUCUCAUUUACUAUAAAGGAACUGGUUAUGAUAGCUACAGUUAUUGGGAGAAACAGCUUAUUGAAUUCCUUUCAGUAUACAAGAUGAAGGGUCAGACGGCAGGCGCUGGUGCGAAUAUCUUCGACUGCGACUUCAACAAGUUACCGCCGCACGGCAAAGUGUGCGACGUGGACGUGCGCGACUGGGCGCCUUGUACAGAAGAGAACCACUUCUCCUUCCACAAGUCGUCGCCCUGCAUAUUCCUCAAGCUCAACAGGAUAUACGGCUGGCGGCCGGAGUUCUACAAUGACACAGGCCACCUGCCGCCGGACAUGCCGCGCGAACUGCGAACGCAGAUCUGGAACAUCACCAACUACAACCGGAACUAUGCUAACAUGGUGUGGGUCUCGUGUCACGGGGAGACUCCUGCGGACCGGGAGAACAUCGGGCCGGUGCGGUACCUGCCGUACCCGGGCUUCCCGGGGUACUUCUACCCCUAUGAGAACGCGGAGGGAUAUCUCAGCCCGUUGGUCGCGGUGCACUUUCAGAAACCUAAGACUGGCAUAGUGAUAAACGUUGAAUGUCGCGCUUGGGCAAGGAACAUCGUGUACAACAGAAAGGAAAGACUUGGAGUCGUCCACUUCGAGCUAAUGGUCGAAUAGACGCUGAAAGUAUGUAUGUAUAGGGUCUAAACAAGUUCGGUCUUUCGAGUAGACCGACAAAAGACCAACACUAUACGUAGAUUUAUAAUGUUGUAACGUUGAUAUUAAAAUACCACCUGAAAUUAUCAAUUAAGACUUUGUUGCAGCUAGGUCUUUCGAAUAGACCGAGAGAAGACCACUUUUUUUAAGUAGAUUUGUAGUUUUUAAGCUUUGAUAUUGAAAUACCGUCCGUUAAUGUUUAUAUGUAUGAGAUUUUGAUCGAGAAGAACUGUCGCUAUAUUUUAAUAUGUUCUAGUUAGAUACAGUUAUAAAACAAAAAAAAUCUCAAUCGAAUAUGUACCUUAGUCAAAAUACUUUAAGGUAGUAAAAUCAGUUGGGAAAUUUUUCAUACUUCCGCAUGACAUGAUGUGAAGCCGUUGUUUAUUGUAUGCACGUAAAAAAUAUGUAUACAAAUUCAUCGUAAUACUGUGCCUUAUUCCAAAGGAAAUAAGAAUCUCGUGCUUAAAUAAUAUAGGGAAACUGAUGCCGUCCUCAAUGCAGUUAAUUUUUCUUUUAUAAAAGACUUAAUACAUUAGAUAAGUGCCAACGCGUGGUCUACCGAAAAGACCAAAGCUUUAUUAGUGAACAUAUCUAAUGUUUAAACUUAGAUUAAAACAAAAAGUGAAGAUGCGGUACGCUCAUACUAGCAUUAUAUAAAACUAGCAAACCAGUGAAUCAAAUGUUCACCAAAACCUGAUUUAAAAAAAAAAUGUAUUUAAUUAAUUGAGAACUUCGGAGAUUUUGUGUGGUUUCGUUUGAAAUUCGUGAUUUCUCGAAAACCGAAAGUGCUACGUUACUCAAAUCCGGUUUGUAGUCUUAUCAGACUAUUCUUAACUUAUAACUUAAAUAUUCUCUUUAUCUAUCUCUUACGGUUUGGCCGCUGAAACAGCACCACAGACAGACGGACGGACGGACUUGUCUAAUAGAUAAGAGAUGCUCCGAGUCAACUACAUAAGCAACUCUCACACACGCACACUUCCGUAAAUAAACAUUCAAUCGAACGAGCGAGACAGAACUAUACGCUUCAACGCAGCGCGAACGAGACAGCAAUUCCGCGUCGCUUGGCAACCGACUGUGUUUUCUUUUCUCUCUCUACAAAUGGCUGAACUGUAUUGUUGUGCUUUUCUUGAUAAGAAAUGGCGAAUAAGGUCUUUUUGGCUGGAUCGGGAAGCGUCACUUUAGCGAUUUUGUUUUUCUUGUUAAAAAUUGAGUUGUGGCGGAUGUUUGUGUCUAAUAAUGGUGGAUUUUUAACCAUUAAGUGUUCGGGAACAUGCACAAGUGUUGGCAAGUGAAACAAAAUAGCGGAAAGUGUCUUUCGACGUUUCCUCAAGAAGUCCACGGGGAGGUUCCAGUUAAAUCCCCACACUUUUACUGAAACAUAGGGAAAGGGGGAUUGACUUGACUGCCACUUACUUUGACUUAAUUUAUUACUUUGACCACGAGUGCUAUAGUAUUUGUAAACAUUUUUACACUUAACAUUGGCUUAAUACACAAGCCGUGCGAAGCUACAUAGAAAAAAAAUGGCGAAUAAGUAAAUAAUAUUCAUGACAAUCCGUGAUUUUUAAGAAAAAGCAAAUGUUAUUAUAGUUUUACGAAUGAAAAGUGUUGCCGUGGCAUUUGUUAUUUGAUUUUGAACUAUUUGUGUUCUUUUUAAAGCAUCGAAGACAUUGUUUUAUCCUUAUAACACAGAAUAUACGCAAUAUUGUUAUAUUGAGUGCACAUGCAGCGUGUUUGAAUGUCCAGUUGUGAUUGAAGCGAAUUGUUGUCAUGCACCACAAUUUAAGCGGUACACUUUUGAGCCGCGAGUGCCGUAUCUUCCCUUUUUGUUUUAAUCUAAGUGUGUAAAUAAUUUAUAGCAUUAAAUUAAAUCAAGCUUUUAAGUAGACCGUAACGGAAUCUCUGAACGAAUCUUAGUAUUAUUAAUAAUUGCAUUUUUUCUUUGAUAAUAACACAAUAAGUCUGUAAAUUUUCUUACUUGUCAUGUUUAGUGAACAAUCUUUACACUACGUUUUAUAUCAAUAAACAAAGAAAAUAAAACAUACCACAUGCAGAUUUGUACUUUUUGAAUAUUAGAAAAUACUUGAAAUAAAUGCGGUUUAAAAUUAUUCGAAUAAUCAUUUUGAUAUUAAGAUAUAUGAAAAUUGUUUAUUGAAUAGUACAUAUGAGAAAAAACAGUGUAGUUAUAAAAAAAUAAAUGAAAAAAUACGCUGACUUUAUAAUUUAAUGUCUAGUUUUCAAAACAACACUUUUUUCUUGAUUUAGUGUCUAACUUGGGAGAUAAGAGCGAUUUUAUAUUGUAAAAUCGUCACAUAAAGGCUUAUCGAGAGUAAAGCACUCCCACACGCUUACGCGUUUUGAGGCGUGCAAUAGGCUAGUUGACCCUUUUUGGAAAAAGGUUUUAAUUGGUUAAAAAAUGUUCUAUUAGACCAUGUAUGAAACAUGUAUUGUACUUUUUUGAGACCUAGAAAGCUACAAAUCUUUAAUUUUAAAAUAGACUUUUUAUGGACAUACAAAAACGCUGUCGGCCAUUUUAGUCUAUAGGUUAUCUAUGCUAUGACGUCAACCGGUAGUAAACAAAAACUCGUAAGUACGUAGAAAAUAACAUCUGAGUUUAUGAUAAUAAAAACUUGAUUUUUAAUAAAUACCACGAGAAAUAUAGUAAUUAUCAUUAUUGUACUGUACGAGAAUGUAAAAACACAUCCUUGAAGACUCCUCGAAAGUUGUGGAUUAAAGUGCCGAAAGAAAUUAACCUACGCAAUACCUGGUUAGAACUUGCUAAAAGGGAUCCUGCAACUUUAUCGACUCAUAGUAAAAUUUAUUUUUGCGAAGAUCACUUUGAUGUAAGUGCUCAUUGAACAAUAUUUUAAGCCUCUUCAUUUAUUAUCAGUUUUAAUAAUACAAGUUUUAAGGUUAUGUAUGAAUGACAUUUAGUUGUUUACUACCAAAGAGACGUCACAAUCAUGGCAGAUGUGGCGAACAGCGUUUUUAGUGUUUAAAAAGUAUAAACUAAAAAAUAUUUUUUAAAAUUAAAUUUCUACAGCAAUCUUCUGCUUUUAUGAAGUGAAACGAUAUGUUUAGGUUCCUUAGACCAAAUACUUUAAGAAAUAAACAUUUUUCUAUAUUAUUACAUACAUUUGGAACAUUUUACUUUAUAUUUAGUAUAUGAAACGACACAACUGGUAUUUAUGUUAUUAUUCUCUCUAUAUUUCUCAAUUUUUACAAUAUACGCGUUUUAGUGUCUGUUAAGGUAGUGAUUUUGUCUUAAUUAUAUGAUAACAAUUAUUUUUUUAUGAUGUUUUUUUAUUUUAUAUCUUGAAGUGGGUAAGAAAUAAUAAACUUAUGGCUAUUUUGUAUGAUUUAUUUUUAUGUGAAAUUUAUUAUUGUGUUUUUAAUAUCAAACUUGGUGAGAAUAAGUAAUGAAUGAUUUUAUUGAAAAGGCAGGACAUUGAUUACUGAUUUAUUUAUUACAUACUAUAAUAUUGGAUCCAAUAUACAUAUAUUUUGUCCAAAUUUCCCGAUUUGCGGGGAGAAAUGUUAAUGUGAGGAAAGCGCAUGCGUGCAUAGUCUUAUCGAAUUCAAAAAUAUUCCUGUAAGAGGCAAAUGCUCAUCAAAACAAAAUAUAGAAUCUCAAAUGCAAAAUCUUUCUCUUUUAUCAAGUUUUUUGUAUAAUUUACUAAUAUUUUGUAUUUUUAAUAAGUAUUAUUUGAUUGAAAUUAUUGCGGUAUAAAAAAAUAAAUAAAUAAUAAUAGUAUUCUACCUGCAUGCCAAAUUUCAGCCCGAUCCGUCCAAUGGUUUGGGCUGUGCGUUGAUAGAUCACUAUGUUAGUCAGUCACCUUUGAGUUUUAUAUAUAUAUAUAGAUGACAAGGAUACACUGUUCUCAAAUUUCAGUUUAGGUUCAAAGAAUCAUACCAGAAUCGAUACCAAUUUUUUAUUUGCAAAUGAAUGAACCCCAAGUCGUUACGUUAGCUUUUUUUUAACAAUGUAACUAUUUAUUUGAAGCAUUUAUGAAAAUUAUGUCAAUGUUAAAUUAAUAUAGUUGUAGGUUUACUGCUGUAAGUACUAAACAUAAUAGGGUAUUUGACAUUAUUAAAAAUUAAGUGCCAAUUGUUAGCAUUUGUGUUAAGAAUGAAUAUUGGCAUGAGUUUUUACUAAUUUUACAAAAAAAAAAAAUUUACUAAAAACCCACGAAAAAGAUAAUAGUUUUCUUAUCUAUUGUCACGUGACCCAAAAUGCUUGGGAUUGGCGGAGCCUAAAAUGACGUCACACGCAAGUAAACUUUCGGUUAAAGUGACAUUGUAUCGUUGACGUUUUAAUAACAGUCGUGUGACGUCACACACUAGUAAGACGCCAUAUUGUCCAGAAAAACGUUUUCGCGGCAAUUCGAAAAUGGAGUUUUUGAUUUGAUUAUUUUUACUGAAAUACACAACAGAAUGAUGAAUAUCCAUUUUUUAUGGACUCCAUAAACAUUAGUCAAUAACGUCGAGAUCGUUUUCUAAAACUUGUCAAAUACCCUAUUCUGUGUUUUAUUAUAAUAUGGAAAAUGUAAUUAUAAUGAUAUUCCUACCGAAUGUAUGGUGUAACGAGUGCCUACAUGAUUGUAACAACUCCGUCCAAUGUAUGGAUCUGUGUAAUGUAUAAUUUUAAUCGUAUGGAAGCGUGCCUUAAAAUGUGGAAAAUAAAAG